Messenger RNA from Megalopta genalis, 1522 nucleotides. RefSeq lists its product as uncharacterized. NCBI's taxonomy places the organism in Eukaryota, Metazoa, Arthropoda, Insecta, Hymenoptera, Halictidae. The record is from RefSeq and is a predicted model, not a curated record.
UCGGGCCCAACCAGUCUUAAUCGGUACACGAGGACUCUAGAUAUUUUUUCCUUUUUUUCUGUCAUCUCUUCCUCCUUCUUCGAUCUUCGCCGGUGUCGAUCCUCCUCCACUUGCAACCAACUGUCGCCAUGAAGCUGUUGCCGGUCUUGUUGCUCGUCGCCGCGGUCGUCUACGCCGCUGAAGAGAAGGAGGAAGAACGACCAAAAACGUACAGGAGGCUGAUACCUGCCGACGUUCUUCGCGAUUUCCCGGGCAUGUGCUUCGCCUCGACAAGAUGCGCCACCAUUGAACCAACGAAAUCAUGGGAUCUGACACCAUUCUGCGGCCGUUCGACUUGCGUGCCAGCCGAUGACAAUUCUGGCCGUUUGUUCGAGUUGGUCGAAGAUUGUGGACCGCUGCCGAAGGCCAACCCGAAGUGCAAACUGUCCGAGAAGACGAACAAGACCGCGCCGUUCCCCGACUGCUGUCCCAUCUUCGAAUGCGAGGAAGGAGCGAAACUGGAGUACCCGGAGAUUCCAACUCUGCCGCCGCCCACGCAGAUCGUGGAAGACGAGAAAGCGUCGGAGCCUGCACCAGCGAAGGCUUAAAAUGCCCGGCGCAAAAACAUGUGGCCCCCGCGAGCUUGAAAAGCAUCCAUCGCUUUCCCUGUCCUCCGGCUUUCGUUUCGUCUCCUCCGGAUCGCUGCCCGCUUCCAUUGUACACCCCGAAUCAUGAUCACAGUGUGUCGCCUAAGAAAAAAAAAACACAAUUAGAAUAAUCGAAGCUGCUCCAGAAUCCGGAGCUUAUCAUUUGAUUUAGGGCAUCGCGAGUACAUUCACUCGUGGCAAAUUUUAUAAUGAUUUUCAGCGACGCCGGAUGUCGCUGUCCGAAUGGGAAAGAUUCGACGGAAGACGUGUUCGGGUUCGCAGAAAGAUCGGUUCCGGCAGCUAAAUUGUCCGCGAAAAUGAAAUCGGAAUGCAAUUGCAGGAGAUCGUUGAGGAGAAAAAAAAAGCAUUAGGACAGAAACGCAUAGUUGCAUACAAGGAGGAACGUUACUUUCGUCGUCGCGCCUCGAUGCGCACCCGUUUCGUCACGAGGAGGCCACAUCGCAACUUCCUGUUACCCUUCGACGCGAUUCAACUUCACGCGAGGCUAUUAUUACAUUGUAUAUAAUUAUUCUCUAUGCACUUGCAUGUUUCUUCGUUUUAUUAUUAUUUUUUUCCUACUUUUUCCUUUUUUAAUGAUCGAGUACGAAAUUCCACGGAAAGCAUUGGAACCGUUAUGAAAAAGAAAUUCUACGGCAGGAUUAUCGUUGAUCGUUGCGUGAAUGGCGUCGUCUUCACAGUAUCGUGUCUGUUCAGUCUCCUAGUCCCGGAAAUGAGAUUCAGAUGCACACCGUUCGUUCUUAAUUCCAGCUGUAACCAUCGUCCCGUAGAGUAACAAUUAUCUUGUCUUUUCUGGAAGUAGAAAGCUCUGCGUAUAUAAUGUAAAAACAUGUGUGAUUGUAACUAUAUGUGAUUAAAUUAAUACCUAUUUAAUUCAA